AUGUCCUACAACACCAACGGCGAGCCCAACAAGACCACCGGCCAGUACCACUCCGUGAAGGGCAACGUCGUCGAGACGAUCGGCAACCUCACCGGUGCCUCCACCUGGACGCAGUCCGGCAAGGAGGAGCACGCCCAGGGCGAGACCGAGUACAAGGCCGCCCAGGCCAAGGGCUACGCGGAAGGCACCAUGGACCGCGUCGGCGGCAAGAAGGACGCCGUCGUCGGCGCCGUCACCGGCGACCGCUCGCACGCUCGCAGGAGGCUGCAGGUGUGCAACGUCCGUCAUGACAAGGGCGAGACGCAGCAGGAGUUCAACAAGAACGCCUAA
This is a messenger RNA of Trametes versicolor FP-101664 SS1, 330 nucleotides long. RefSeq names its product mismatched base pair and cruciform DNA recognition protein. The transcript has 3 exons. Bases 1 to 330 code for a protein of 109 amino acids. Lineage: Eukaryota; Fungi; Basidiomycota; Agaricomycetes; Polyporales; Polyporaceae. The record is from RefSeq and is a predicted model, not a curated record.